Messenger RNA from Sphaeramia orbicularis (orbiculate cardinalfish), 2514 nucleotides. Its product is annotated as neuronal acetylcholine receptor subunit alpha-3-like. Gene Ontology annotation, cellular component: postsynaptic membrane. The transcript is spliced from 5 exons. The record is from RefSeq and is a predicted model, not a curated record. NCBI's taxonomy places the organism in Eukaryota, Metazoa, Chordata, Actinopteri, Kurtiformes, Apogonidae. Bases 294 to 1562 code for a protein of 422 amino acids. Gene Ontology annotation, molecular function: acetylcholine-gated monoatomic cation-selective channel activity; transmembrane signaling receptor activity. Gene Ontology annotation, biological process: monoatomic ion transmembrane transport.
UUUGGAAUGACUACAAGCUGCGAUGGAUGCCGGCAGAGUUUGAUGGCAUUGAAUUUAUUAGAGUUCCAUCAAACAAGAUCUGGAGACCCGACAUUGUCCUGUACAACAAGUGAGACUGUUGCCAUCAUUAAAAUCCUCAUUAUUUUCAGCUCCAUUGUGACAGACAUUAUUAAAGAUUGUACUGCCCAGAAUGCAUUGAUCAAACAUGUAAUAAACCCUCAGUAUGCAUCUUAUUGAUUCGCAACCUCACAUGAAUGAAUGACUGAAGGAAUAGAAUAAGUAUUAUUAGUGACAUGGUACAAAUCUCUUUAAUGAGAGUUGACAGUGGAUGGGUGGAAGACUGCGCUGUAGGUGACUUCUUGGUGGAGGAUAAGACCAAGGCUCUACUGAAGUUUGAUGGCACCAUCACCUGGAUUCCUCCAGCUAUUUUCAAAUCCUCCUGCCCCAUGGACAUCACUUACUUCCCCUUUGACUACCAGAACUGCUCCAUGAAGUUUGGCUCCUGGACUUAUGACAAAGCCAAGAUAGACCUGGUACUUAUUGGAUCCAAGGUGAACCUGAAAGACUUCUGGGAGAGUGGCGAGUGGGAAAUCAUUGAUGCUCCCGGCUACAAGCAUGAUAUCAAGUACAACUGCUGUGAAGAGAUCUACCCAGACAUCACCUACUCCUUCUACAUCCGGCGCCUGCCACUCUUCUACACCAUUAACCUCAUCAUCCCCUGCCUCCUCAUCUCUUUCCUCACAGUGCUGGUUUUCUAUCUCCCUUCUGAUUGUGGAGAGAAGGUCACGCUCUGUAUCUCUGUCCUGCUCUCCCUCACUGUGUUCCUGCUUGUUAUCACAGAAACCAUCCCCUCCACGUCGCUGGUCAUCCCGCUCAUUGGAGAGUACCUGCUCUUUACAAUGAUCUUCGUCACACUCAGCAUCGUCAUUACUGUCUUUGUGCUCAAUGUACAUUACCGCACGCCCAUGACCCACACUAUGCCGGGCUGGGUGCGCUCUGUGUUUCUCAAAGUGCUGCCAAGGAUUAUGCUGAUGCGGAGGCCGAUUGACGAAGACAGCAUGGCUGGGGGGUUGGACAGCAGUGGGGAGGCAGGAGGAGCUGGAGGGGGAGGAGGAGGCGGAGGAGGAAAAGGAGGGAAGAAGAGGAAGAAUAGUUUAAUGCAGCAGGUCGGAGGUGGCUCACUCAACUGCCUGGAGUUCGGUGACAGCAAGCUCUCUGUAACAGAGGGCUGUACCGGGAAGAAGUGUUCUUGCCCCUGCCAGCAUGGGAAGGAAACCCCAGAAACACCAGACACAGGAAAGAUGAGCCGUCAGCUGAGUCUGCAGAGCAUCAAUACAGUGGUGGCCUUUUCUGUAGUGUCACCUGAGAUCAAACAGGCCAUCGAGAGUGUCAAGUACAUCGCUGAGAACAUGAGGAGCCGCAACAAGGCCAAAGAGGUGGAGGAUGACUGGAAAUACGUUGCCAUGGUGAUUGAUAGAAUCUUCCUUUGGGUCUUUGUGACUGUGUGUGUCCUUGGGACCGUGGGCCUUUUCCUCCAGCCUCUUUUUGGCUUCUUCUCUUAACUGCUAACACAUGAGCGGUCCUGAAACUGAGCUUUUACACCGAUCAGAAGACAGACUUUUAGCGUCUUAAAGCACAUUUUGCUGUGCUGGUUUUGCUUCUUUGCUUCUUUAUUUUUCUACAGUUCUGAUGUUUUGAUAGAGGUACUGCUAGGGCUUUGUUGGGAUCAAAAAUUAGCACAAAUUCUGGACUUCAGAACCUGAGAUUCCCAAUUCAAAAGAUACAAAAGAUUGUUGAUCUGGGAACUUUCCACAUCUUGUAGGCAUAACUGGAAUCUCACUGCUGCGCUGAACUCGACCCUGCGGCAGUCAGUUAAACUCACUCUGCUGAGAUGAAUGAUGACUGUCAUACUCACUCCAUGGUCUAAUACAUCAAGCUGCUUACUGUCAUUGCCAAUUGUACUCACAGAUUUUUUGUGUCAUUUCCAAUUAGACUUCAGAUUUCAGGCGUACUUGGCAGGGCUUUUAAAAAGUAAAGAGCAGGCUUUUCAUGUCUUGUAAUUAGAAUCCAUGUGUUUAUAAAUGUUUGCUUGAUUAAUGUUCCACACAGUAAUUGGUUGGCCCAGUAAAUAUAGAAAUAAAUAGUGGUUGAUUGGUUGUUCCCUGAAAUAACAUCAUAUUGAUUCAUUCAUAAAUGAUAGGAUUCUAUCAUCUAAUUCCAUGGCUAUUAAUUUUUUUUAUCCUUCUCAUUUUUAAUUACGUUUGCUAUUAUGAGCUGACAUGUAAUGCAAAAAACAUGCAUGACAGAAUACUUAAUUGCUUUAAACACAGAUAUAUUGUUCUCUGCUAUAUUGUUCAUUUGUAGAGUUUGAUCCGUUCUUCCACUUUUGGUUAUAUCGAUUCUGUUUUGGCUUUCCCAAAGUGCACAAAACAUAAAGAGAGCAAACAUGUUUGUACAAAUGAUCUUUGCCAUUCUCUUGUCUUUGAAAUGAAAUAAAUGCAAUAUUUCUUCAAA